CCGGCCUCCCGAAUCCCCUGGGGCUCCUGCUCCUCCAUCUGUGGGAUUCCUCCUGCUCCUAGAGAUUGCAAGUCAGAUCAGGCUACCGGUCCGCCGUCCGCCGGAUCCCUUUGAUUCUCCGCCCGAUUCCGAUUCCACCCAUACCCUUUCUGGGUUUUGGGUUUGGGUUUGGGUUUGGGCCGGGGUCGGGACCGGCAGCCGGAACUGUGAGAGAAGCGUCCCGAUCCCGACGAGGUCAGUCAAUCCUGAGAAAUUGGAUUGGGGAUCGCAUCGCAUCCAAAUCCGAUACACAACAAGCCAAGCGAGAGGCCGCCUGCCCACCUUCCGGCGCGGCGACAUGAAGAAGAUCUUCGGCGCCAAGAAGAACAAGGACCCGCCGCCCACCAUCCAGGACGCAACCGACAGAAUCACCAAGCGCGGCGACACCGUCGAUGAAAAGAUCAAGAAGCUCGACGCUGAGCUCGCGCGCUACAAGGAGCAGAUCAAGAAGACGCGCCCAGGCCCCGCGCAGGAAGCCGUCAAGGCACGAGCCAUGAGGGUCCUCAAGCAGCGCAGGAUGUACGAGGGGCAGCGUGAUAUGCUCUACAACCAAACAUAUAACCUUGACCAAGUUGCUUUUGCCGCAGAGGGACUUAAAGAUGCACAGCAAACUAUGACUGCAAUGAAGGCUGCCAAUAAAGAGCUCAAAGGGAUGAUGAAAACUGUCAAGCUCGAAGAUAUUGAUAGCAUGCAAGAUGAGAUGAUGGAUCUUAUGGAUGUGAGCAACGAAAUACAAGAAACUCUUGGCAGAAGCUACAAUGUUCCUGAUGACAUCGAUGAGGAAGAACUUAUGGGAGAGCUCGAUGCUUUGGAAGCUGACAUGGACUUUGAAUCAGAGUCAGUCCCAUCUUACCUCCAACCAGACCAAGAAUCUGAACUCAACUUGCCUGCUGCACCAACUGGCCAUGCAGCAGUCCCAGCAAAUCAGCAGCAGGAGGAUGAGCUAGGGUUGCCGACAGUACCACAAGCUUCCAUUCGUACCUAGUUAAACAGAAUCACGUUUCUUGGAGUGAAUGAUGUAAAGAGAGUCGUAUGAUAUCUACAAUUGGAUGUAAAAUGUUCUUAUGUACCGCACCACUGAUUUUUUUGCCACUUCACUUGUGGACGGUGUAAAUGUGAUUGAAUUGAAUUGGUUGGGACAUAAUAAGAUCCUCCUUGUAUUUGGUGGUGGAGGGCUGUGCUCUGCCCUACAUGGUUGUACAUACAUAUGAGGAUCUGUUGGCAUCCAUUUUGCUUUUCAUGCUGUGCAUUGUCUGCACUGAUUGGGUUUAGCGAAGUACAAUAUGAUUUGUUGUACAUGUACAGCAUAUGACAAUGCCUGUUCAAAAGUUUAGCA
This is a messenger RNA of Sorghum bicolor (sorghum), 1375 nucleotides long. Its product is annotated as charged multivesicular body protein 5. The record is from RefSeq and is a predicted model, not a curated record. NCBI's taxonomy places the organism in Eukaryota, Viridiplantae, Streptophyta, Magnoliopsida, Poales, Poaceae. Gene Ontology annotation, cellular component: multivesicular body. The coding region runs from base 338 to 1024 and encodes 228 amino acids. The transcript has 8 exons. Gene Ontology annotation, biological process: late endosome to vacuole transport via multivesicular body sorting pathway; vesicle budding from membrane.